Messenger RNA from Durusdinium trenchii, 990 nucleotides. NCBI's taxonomy places the organism in Eukaryota, Dinophyceae, Suessiales, Symbiodiniaceae. The record is from the annotation of a GenBank genome assembly.
AUGGUAGAUUUGCGGAAGGGUCUUGCAGAACGAUUGCUUUCGCAAGAGGACUUCGUGGUGGCCUUGCAUCGCCUUUGUGGUUAUCAUGCAAACCAGCGGCCUUAUAACUUCAUCCAUCUCCCCUGGAAGCAACUGGCCGUGGUGAAUUUCACCAGCCACGAAGCUUGCGACUUUUGCUUUCGUGUGAUGAAGUGCCUCUCAGGGGCCCCGGGCGUGCCAGUGUCCGAUGUGCGUGAAGGUUUGCAUCAAGGGCUCCAGGCGAACUUGGCCCAUUUCUGUGCCAAGUGCUGCCAAAUGAGCAGCUACGAAAAUCUCCCAUUGGUCUUCCUGAACAAUGAGGAGAUCCCAUUGACCUUGGCAUGCCAAACUUUCGUCACGGAUGAGAUUCUUUUGGAGUUCCUGGAACAGCUUCCGGGCUCGAUGACGCGGAAGGUGAAGGGCAAGGCUCCCACCUCCAAGGCACCGAAAGCCAAGCGCAUCAGCCCUUGCAGCACUCCCCCCGGCCUCCAGCCGCUGACUCCUCCGUUGACCCCUCCAAUGCCCCCUUCAGAGAUGGACGCCCGCUUUCUCAUGCCCAAGUUCGAACUUCGAGGGGCGGAUGAGCAAAAGCUUCGAGAAAUCUCCUUGGAGUACAAAGAGGCGGAGCUGGUGAGCGCCACCAGCAACUUCGACCCGUCGCGACGCUUAGGCUCUGGCAACUACGGCUGCGUGUAUCGGGGUACUUUAAAGGAUGGACAUGAGGUGGCGAUCAAGGUCAUCGAGGUGGAUGAAGAGGACACCUCUGGCUUUGCCGACGAGGUGCUGGUCCUGAGCAAAUUUCGUCACCCAAAUUUGGUCACCUUGAUGGGCUGGGGCUCGGGCUUGGACGAGGACGGCUGCGGACGCCGCUACCUGGUGUACGAACUCCUCGAGGGGGGCGAUGUGGCCGGACGCCUCGCCAAAGCGCGUGCCGGGGGCGCCCAGAGUACCCGGCCUUGGCCGAAGGCCUGA